Molecule: messenger RNA, 2060 nt
Organism: Gekko japonicus
Lineage: Eukaryota; Metazoa; Chordata; Lepidosauria; Squamata; Gekkonidae
Gene: KLHL5
Product: kelch like family member 5
Exons: 12
Coding region: 319-2022 (567 amino acids)
Molecular function (GO): protein binding
Source: RefSeq, a predicted model, not a curated record
CGCAGCAGUUGGGGGGCGGGGAGGGACGUUCGCUGGCCGCCCUGCUCCGAUCUUCCGCGGCGGGACGGGAGCCCCCCCCUCCUCCUCCCCUCCCGGUCCCUCCCCUGGGGCCGUCGGUGAGGACUCAUUUUAUUGCUUGGAAUGUCUUGAAAGAGAAGAGUAUGGAACUACACACCAUCUAGAUGGGCAAUAUAAGUAACUGUCUUUUUAAAAUCAUGCUUCAAGUUUUGCUUGUGAUUCACCCAGCGUUGGACUUCAGUUAAUUUCAGUGCCAAAAGGACUUCCAAUAGCAGCCAGACUCUGUCAUCCUGUCAUACUAUGGAGCCUUGUACAUCUGAUGAAUUUUUCCAGGCACUCAAUCAUGCGGAGCAAACCUUUAAAAAGAUGGAAAAUUACCUGAGACACAAGCAGUUGUGCGAUGUGGUAUUAGUUGCAGCCGAUCGCAGAAUUCCGGCUCACAGACUGGUGUUGUCCUCAGUCUCGGACUAUUUUGCAGCCAUGUUUACCAACGAUGUAAGGGAAGCAAGGCAAGAAGAAAUAAAAAUGGAAGGUGUGGAUCCAAAUGCACUAUGGGCUUUGGUGCAAUAUGCCUAUACAGGUCGCCUUGAGCUAAAAGAAGACAAUAUUGAGUGCCUGUUAUCUACAGCUUGUAUUCUCCAGCUCUCUCAGGUUGUAGAAGCUUGCUGUAAAUUCUUAAUGAAACAGCUUCAUCCAUCAAAUUGCCUUGGAAUCCGCUCCUUUGCUGAUGCACAGGGUUGCACAGAUUUGCACAAAGUGGCCCACAAUUACACCAUGGAGCAUUUCAUGGAGGUAAUCAGAAACCAAGAAUUUUUAUUGUUGCCUGCCACUGAGAUUGCAAAGCUUUUAGCAAGUGAUGACAUGAAUAUUCCAAAUGAAGAGACCAUUCUGAAUGCAUUGCUCACGUGGGUGCGACACGAUUUGGAACAGAGGAAGAAGGAUCUCAGUAAACUCCUGGCCUACAUCAGGCUGCCACUGCUUGCGCCACAGUUUUUGGCGGAUAUGGAAAAUAACACACUCUUUAGAGAUGACAUUGAAUGUCAGAAACUCAUUAUGGAAGCAAUGAAAUACCAUUUGUUGCCAGAGAGACGACCCAUGUUACAAAGUCCCCGCACAAAGCCUAGAAAGUCUACCGUUGGUGUAUUGUUUGCAGUUGGAGGGAUGGAUGCAACUAAAGGAGCAACAAGCAUUGAAAAAUACGAUCUCCGUACCAAUAUGUGGACCCCUGUAGCAAAUAUGAAUGGGAGAAGAUUACAGUUUGGAGUGGCAGUACUGGAUGAUAAACUGUAUGUUGUCGGCGGUAGAGAUGGACUGAAAACGCUGAAUACUGUGGAGUGUUACAAUCCCAAAACAAAAACUUGGAGUGUAAUGCCACCUAUGUCUACUCACCGGCAUGGACUUGGGGUAGCUGUGUUGGAAGGUCCUGUGUAUGCUGUAGGAGGGCACGAUGGCUGGAGUUACCUGAACACAGUGGAAAGAUGGGAUCCACAGGCACGCCAGUGGAACUUUGUGGCUAGUAUGUCAACUCCAAGGAGUACAGUAGGUGUGGCGGUACUAAGUGGAAAAUUAUAUGCAGUUGGUGGUCGAGAUGGCAGCUCUUGUCUCAAAUCAGUGGAAUGCUUUGAUCCUCAUACUAACAAGUGGAUGCUUUGUGCUCAAAUGUCAAAACGAAGAGGAGGCGUUGGAGUAACCACCUGGAAUGGGUUCCUCUAUGCUAUUGGAGGCCAUGAUGCACCGGCUUCACUGACCUCACGACUGUCCGACUGUGUAGAGAGAUAUGACCCCAAAACAGAUGUGUGGACUGCUGUGGCUUCCAUGAGCAUUAGCAGAGAUGCUGUGGGAGUCUGUCUUCUUGGAGACAAACUGUAUGCAGUUGGAGGCUACGAUGGGCAAACAUACCUUAACACAGUAGAAUCCUAUGACCCACAGACAAAUGAGUGGACGCAGGUUGCACCGUUGUGCCUAGGAAGAGCAGGGGCCUGUGUUGUGACUGUGAAACUCUAAUUACCAAAACAAAGCUUGAGUCCAGUGGCACCUUUAAA